Molecule: messenger RNA, 2883 nt
Organism: Cinclus cinclus
Lineage: Eukaryota; Metazoa; Chordata; Aves; Passeriformes; Cinclidae
Gene: RFX4
Product: regulatory factor X4
Exons: 20
Coding region: 1-2883 (960 amino acids)
Biological process (GO): regulation of transcription by RNA polymerase II
Molecular function (GO): RNA polymerase II cis-regulatory region sequence-specific DNA binding; DNA-binding transcription factor activity, RNA polymerase II-specific
Source: RefSeq, a predicted model, not a curated record
AUGUGGUUCCAUCGAGUUUCUCUAACCUGUAGAGUGACCCGUGGGGACUGGCACCGAGGCGAAAAGGUUUUCUGGCCGCCUGGGCUCCCAGGUGUCCGGCGGGACAGCGGCAGCGCGCUCGCAGCAGCGCCCGGCCCCGACGGCCCAGCCCAGGCACGGCGCGGCGGCGCUUGGCGAGGAGCUGCCCUCGGGGCUCUCCCGCUGCCCUCGGGGCUCUCCCGCUGCCCUCGGGGCUCUCCCGCUGCCCUCGGGGCUCUCCCGCGGCCCUCGGGGCUCUCCCGCUGCCCUCGGGGCUCUCCCGCGGCCGCGGAGUGGGGCACCAGCAGGGCCACACGCCCUCCUCCCUGGGUUUGCGGCAUGUUUUCAUCGCAUGGUUCUGCUGCCGCCUUUAACCCCGCCAGGCGGCCGCCCGCCGCUGGCCCCGCCGGCACCCGACAUCCCCGCGCCCGCGAGCUGCCGGGGGACCGGGGACAGCGGCACCGCGCCCCAUCUCACCCCGGAGGAGUCGGGGCUGCCAAGAGGGCGGUGGCGGGGCUGGGCGGUGGGGGCCAGCGCCCGGCGCUCCCCGAGGGGCGGCCGGGGCAAGCUUUGCGGGCCACCCCGAGCGCUCCUAGAGGCUUUCCUCAGCCGCAGCCCCCCCUAGUGACAUCGGCACGCUUCCAGUCCUUAGAAUUAUACUAUCAGACUCCUGUUUCUUCAGCUGAUUCGGCUACUUGGGAGAGUUGGAUUGAACGAUGUCUCAAUGAAAGUGAAAACAAACGUUAUUCCAGUCACACCUCUCUGGGGAAUGUUUCUAAUGAUGAAAAUGAGGAAAAAGAAAAUAAUAGAGCAUCAAAACCGCAUUCUACUCCAGCCACACUGCAAUGGCUGGAGGAGAACUAUGAGAUUGCAGAAGGUGUUUGCAUUCCUCGAAGUGCUCUCUACAUGCAUUACUUGGACUUCUGUGAGAAAAACGACACACAACCUGUUAAUGCUGCCAGCUUUGGGAAGAUAAUAAGACAACAGUUUCCACAACUAACGACAAGAAGACUUGGAACCAGAGGCCAGUCAAAGUACCAUUAUUACGGAAUUGCAGUGAAAGAAAACUCCCAGUAUUAUGAUGUGAUGUAUUCUAAAAAAGGAGCAGCCUGGGUCAACGAAACAGGAAAAAAAGAAGUAACCAAACAGACAGUGGCGUAUUCACCACGAUCCAAACUGGGAACAUUGCUGCCAGAGUUUCCAAAUGUCAAAGAUCUAAAUCUGCCAGCCAGUCUGCCAGAGGAGAAGGUUUCUACUUUUAUUAUGAUGUAUAGGACUCACUGUCAGAGGAUACUAGACACUGUAAUAAGAGCAAACUUUGACGAGGUUCAAAGUUUUCUUCUGCACUUUUGGCAAGGGAUGCCUCCUCAUAUGCUGCCUGUACUGGGUUCUUCAACUGUAGUGAAUAUAGUGGGAGUUUGUGACUCAAUUCUGUACAAGGCAAUUUCUGGAGUUUUGAUGCCAACCGUACUACAAGCCUUACCUGACAGUUUGACGCAGGUGAUCCGAAAGUUUGCAAAGCAGCUGGAUGAGUGGCUGAAAGUAGCUCUCCACGAUUUACCAGAAAACCUACGAAAUAUCAAAUUUGAGUUGUCCAGAAGAUUCUCACAAAUACUACGGCGACAGACAUCCCUAAAUCAUCUCUGCCAAGCAUCAAGAACAGUGAUCCACAGUGCAGACAUCACAUUUCAAAUGCUGGAGGACUGGAGGAAUGUGGACCUGAAUAGCAUUACCAAACAAACCCUCUAUACCAUGGAGGACUCACGGGAGGAACACAGAAAGCUCAUCAUACAAUUGUACCAGGAGUUUGAUCACCUUUUGGAGGAGCAGUCCCCCAUUGAGUCGUACAUCGAGUGGCUGGAUUCCAUGGUGGACAGAUGUGUUGUAAAGGUAGCUGCCAAGAGACAAGGCUCUUUGAAGAAGGUAGCUCAGCAGUUUCUCCUGAUGUGGUCCUGUUUUGGCACUCGAGUGAUUCGAGACAUGACUUUGCACAGCGCACCCAGCUUUGGGUCUUUUCACCUUAUUCACUUGAUGUUCGACGACUAUGUAUUAUACCUGCUAGAAUCACUCCAUUGUCAGGAGAAAGCUAAUGAGCUAAUGAGGGCAAUGAAGGGAGAAGGAAGCACAGCAGAAAUACGAGAAGAAAUUAUUCUGAGUGAACCAGCUGCUCCAACUCCCUCCCCAGCACCGUUCUCCCCAGCUAAAUCUGCCACCUCUGUGGAAGUGCCCUCUGCCCCAUCACCCAUCAGCAACCAGUCCCCAGAGUAUGGUGGCAUAACAGCUACCACAGGGGCUAUGCAAUCCUACACGUGGUCACUCACCUACACUGUGACAACAGCUGCUGGGUCACCUGCUGAGAAUUCCCAACAGCUGCCCUGCAUGAGGAGCCCACACGUCCCUUCAUCGUCCGUCACACACCGGAUACCUGUGUAUCCCCACAGGGAAGAGCAUGGAUACACAGGAAGUUACAACUAUGGUAGCUAUAGCAACCAGCAUCCCCAUCCAAUGCAGAGUCAGUAUCCAUCCUUACCACAUGAUACUGCUAUUUCUGGUCCACUUCACUACUCAGCUUACCACAGAAGCUCUUCACAGUACCCUUUCAAUGGCCCAACAUCAAGAAUGGAGCCCUGUUUGAUGAGCAGUACCCCCAGGCUGCAUCCCACACCAGUGACUCCACGCUGGCCAGAGGUCCCAGCCGCCAACUCCUGCUACACAAGCUCCUCCAUGCACUCCACAAGAUAUGGGAAUUCCAGUGACAUGUACACGCCCUUGACAACACGCAGGAAUUCUGAGUACGAGCACAUGCAACACUUUCCUGGCUUUGCCUACAUCAAUGGGGAAGCCACCACAGGCUGGGCUAAAUGA